This is a messenger RNA of Nelumbo nucifera (sacred lotus), 1079 nucleotides long. Its product is annotated as FKBP-like peptidyl-prolyl cis-trans isomerase family protein. The record is from RefSeq and is a predicted model, not a curated record. NCBI's taxonomy places the organism in Eukaryota, Viridiplantae, Streptophyta, Magnoliopsida, Proteales, Nelumbonaceae. Gene Ontology annotation, cellular component: chloroplast thylakoid lumen. Gene Ontology annotation, molecular function: peptidyl-prolyl cis-trans isomerase activity.
UGUGGACUGCAGUCGUCUCUCUCCUACAGCCUUGGCAGUUUUCAAAUAAAGACUCCCAAGCGGCAAAUUUGCUUUCCUCUUUCUUCUUCCUCUUCUGUUCUAAACUUCCAACUGACGUCCAUGGAGCUCUCCCUUCUCCCUUACCAACAGCACCACACCUCAACUUUUCUCAGCAGGUCUCUCUAUUCCAUCCCCGGCAUAGGAAAGAAACAGUUCCUCCGGAACCCGUCCAUGGUGCGUUUCCACUGCUCCUUGUCUGAUGAAUUGCCAAUGCCCAGUACCCCACCUCUUCGGCCUGAAGGAAGGAGGGCUUUGUUGGGUUGUUUUCUUGCAGCUGCUACUGCUGUAUAUGUUUGUGACAAAGCUGAGGCAGUUAGCACAAGUAGACGAGCCCUUAGAGGAUCGAAGAUACCUGAGAGUGAAUAUACAACCCUUCCAAACGGUCUGAAGUACUAUGAUUUGAAAGUUGGAGGUGGGCCAGAAGCUGUGAAGGGAUCACGCGUUGCAGUCCACUAUGUUGCCAAGUGGAGAGGCAUAACUUUUAUGACAAGUAGGCAAGGACUUGGUGUUGGUGGUGGAACGCCUUAUGGAUUUGAUGUGGGUCAAUCUGAGAGAGGAAACGUCCUUAAGGGACUUGAUCUAGGUGUUGAAGGCAUGCGGGUUGGAGGCCAGAGAUUGCUUAUAGUUCCUCCAGAACUAGCUUAUGGAAGUAAAGGAGUCCAAGAAAUUCCUCCAAAUGCGACAAUUGAGUUGGAUGUCGAGCUACUAGCCAUCAAACAAAGCCCGUUUGGCUCUCCUGUAAAGAUUGUUGAAGGAUGAGGAAUUUAUGCUUCUCUUACUGCUUGGUCACCCAGUCAAAGCCCAUUUUGACCCUUGCUGUACAUCUUGAUCAAUUAAAUCAGAGGCAAUAGGGACCAGAUAUUCAUAAUCCCUGUUGGAUUAUGUGGAUUGCUGCCCUUGUUCACCUUUCAAUGUGGACCCUUGAUUUACUUUUUCUUUAGUUUGUAUACCUUGGAUGAUUUAUGUCACAAGUAAUGUCAUAUUGAGUAAAGAAUUAAUAGUAAGUCUUUUUUUUUACC